Molecule: messenger RNA, 2546 nt
Organism: Thlaspi arvense
Lineage: Eukaryota; Viridiplantae; Streptophyta; Magnoliopsida; Brassicales; Brassicaceae
Source: the annotation of a GenBank genome assembly
AUUCUUCUUCACCAUCUUUUUUAGUACGGUGAUGUAUAUAAAUAAAGUAGCACCGCAUCGACCGUGAUAGAUAGAAACUUCUAAAGACUUAAACUUUGAAUAGUUGAAGGUCAAUACAAAAGGGAUACGCAAGGAAAAUGGAAGACGACAACUCUUCCUCAUCACUGAACGAAGCGCUGUUAGUAGCAACUAUGUGCAUCAUCGGAUUGCAAGUUCAUGUUCACGUCAGGGACGGUUCAGUGUUUUCUGGGAUACUCUACACAGCUUCCCUCGACAACGGCUUUGGCAUUGUUUUGAAGGAUGCACAAAUCGUUAAGAAGGGGAAGAGUAAAGUGAAUGUAGCAAGCGGGAGUGUGGUCGAGACACUUGUUAUUCUGUCUUCCAAUAUUGUUCAAAUGGGAGUCUCGCGUCCAUCAAAUGUUACAGGCAAUAACGAGGGUGAAAUUGUAGGAUCAGCCACAAAAUCUUUACCUUCUGAACCUCGUCUUUGUGCUGCUAAUAAAUCCACAAAAUUUUGCAUUGAAGGAAAGGGCAUUAAUCACAGAAGACAAGCAGGAGCCAAGAUUUUGAAGCGUAGUGAACAACUUCCUGAUGUUCACCAGGAGGAUAAUGUUGAUAUCCAAAGCUCAAUGGAUUCCGAACGAGUUAAACCAAUAGAAGAAGAUAAGUUAAUGCUGGAACCUUCUAGUAACGGUUUCCACGAUGCUGCUGAAAGGCCCUCUUCAACUGACAAUUCAUCGUCAAGUACAACUGCUGAUGAAACCUCAGAGUUGUGUCAGAGUUUAGUGGCAGCUUCAUGUGCAUCAGUACCUAUCCAGGACGUUAAUAAGUCUAAGGAAUUCAAGCUGAAUCCAGAGGCAAAGAUUUUUUCUCCAUCUUAUACAAAACGUCUUUCACCGGCUCCUGCUGGUAUGUCUGGUGUUGGAAAUAUUGCGUAUACACCAAGAAACACUCCCAUGAUACCAUUUCCUGAAGCUCUUUACCCAGAGGUUGGAAGCGACCCUUAUAUCCCCCAAGCAUCUCCACCUUCCAAGUUUGUGCCAUAUGGUAGUAAUUUGACUGCUGGAAAUGCUGUCGGUGGAUUUCACUAUCUUCAACAUAUGAUUGCGCCUACCGUUAUCAGAGCACAGCCUCAUAGAUUCACCUCUCAGUACCAAUCUGUUCAAGCGUCACCAAUGUUUGUAAAUCCAAAUCCUCAGGUGAUGGUCACGAGAUCGGGGCAGCUUGUAUAUAUCCAACCAGUUUCUCAGGAUCUGGUUCAAGGAACACCGCCUCUUCCAGUCCCACCUAUGCUCUCCCGUCCUCUACCAACCGCACAACAUGUCCAAUACCUGAAGCAUCAAGGUGUAGUUGCAGCUGGCCAGCCGCUGCAGCUAUGCGUUUCCCAACCGCUCACGGCCAGUGGACUGCAACCUUAUGGCGUUCCCACCCAAUUUCCGGUUAUGCAGCCUCCUUUGCCCACGAAUCAGCCAAUGCCAGUUGCAGUGCCCAAUGAACGAAAGCUGCCAAUUUCCCUCAAGGGUCUCGACUUGAAUACGGAUCCUGGACCAAAGAACAAGAUUCAUGCUUCAGCUUAUCUAUCUUCCUCACGUGUUAUGCCUAAGAAUGGAUUAGCGGUGGUGAUGAUUACGGAGCCGGAUUCUGACAUGUUUCUGUUGGUUUUGCUUCUAAACACAGGGAUUCCUGCGUUGAAAUCAGGACCACCAUCUCUAGUCAGCUUGUGUCUUGGGGUUGUUGGGAGGCAUUUGGAAGAAAUCAUUCCUUGUUUAGCUGACAUCUCUGUCAUAUUUCCUGCAGACAUCAAGCUGUCUAUUGCAGCCAUUGCUAAAAGAAGAAAGCUACUGGAUGAUGAUUUGAUUCUCUCUUUGGCUGACACUUCCUGGGAAAUUCUAGACGUUAGCGGUUCAGAUGUUUCGGAUUCUGGUUUGGCUAAAGUGGCGGAAAUGUGCAAAUCUCUCCGAGCUGUGGACAUUAGCCGGUGCAACAGAAUCACAUCCAUGGGCAUCACAGAGCUUGUACAACACUGCCGAUCAUUGGAGACUCUAAGAUGCGGUAAUGUUGAAGGAGAAACAUGGGAAGAACUAGACAUUACAGAGAUUGGUCAUGGUGGUCAAUCUUUGCGUUGGCUUGUUUGGCCACGAAUUGAUAAGGACUCAUUGGAGAUGCUAUCCAUGGAGUGCCCAAGGAUAGUGGUUAAUCCAAAGCCCUCACUUCUCACUUACAGUCUACACGAGGCUCCUCGAGAAGCAUUACCAGAUGUUGCAUUAGAUGAGCCAUUUGUGAAAGAGAUUGAUCCUAAGACGUGGGCUGUUAGAGGACUCGUGCAGAAUCCCACAUCCUCCUCAUUAUCCAUGACCUCCAGUGAGCUGCCGAUAGCAGAGAAGUUCAGACUAGCGUUUGCAGAGAGAGAUGCACGAUUGGCCCCUAAACGAGCGAAGAAUGCAAGGCAGCAUCAACGUCGUGCUGAGAGGGAAUGGAUGAGGUCAAGUGACGAAGCCAAAGCAAUGGUUUUCGCAUCAAAGGCCACCAGAUCUUUGCACAAGAGU